AUCCGCGAGUAAAAGUCACAUUUAACCUUUCUCAUCUAAAAUGACAUGUAAUAAAUAUCCGGUAUCAAUCGCCGUAGUUCAACAUACUCCGGCGUAAGCAGCUUCGUACUAUAAUUCCGUUCAACAUAUUCCUAAUAAGAUCACCAACGUUGAUGGUUCAAAAACUCGUCGGAUUAUAUAUUACUAAUUUCCCAACAAGAACACCGAUGACGGAGCCUUCUAUCCUCACAAAAAAUUAUACUACGGCAUUGAAUGUCCCAUAUCCAGCAUUCUCUCCGGGCACGUUCCCUCUUCGAAUUUGUAUCUUCUAUUUGUUGUUUUUUAUUGACGAAAUCAAUUCGCCAAUAAUUCGUACGCCGAAAAUCCGGCAAAUCGGUGACCUUGCCCAACAAAAUUUGUACGCCUACUGAAUCACGUUCUUUCAUCGUGACAUUGCCCUAAAAAAAUUUGUAGGUCGGCUGCUUUCCGUUGAUACUGUGGUUGCCGGUGUUCGAGAUAUUUAAUGGAUCAAAUCCCGUCAUAUAUAUUUUUUCGGCGUUGAUGAUGCUGCUGCCAUCAUAUCUUAUCAAUCCCAAACAUUUCUGAAGUUUCGACUAAAAGGAUAAUAUAUUAGGGUUUUCUGUUCUUUUACGUAUCUAACUUUUUUUUAACGUAAUUAACUAUUCAGUCAAAAACCAGAUUUGUUGCGUAUUAGGGUUAUUACUUCAUCAGAUCAGAUCGGAUCACGUAUUAAUUCCAAAACUCAUUUUGAAAGGAGUUUUAUCUUUGCAUAUAUCCCUCAUUUAAGGAUUUUGAUAAGGUUUAUUAAUUUACCACCUUAAUUAAAAAUAAUUACCUUAAAUCAUGCCUCAAAAUCGAAUGUUGCCCUUAUCACAUUAGCAGUUAUGGAGCAGCGGCCAACCUUGAAAACCCCUUUCACAUGGGAACAAGCACGCCGCCUCAUCUACAUCUUUGCUUCUUCUACAGAGAUUUGAAGCCGCUGUCGUGGAUGGCCACCUCCGCACACCCAACCAUUGUAAUCAUCGCCGCCUCUAUUUCUGCGACCGAUAAUCCAAAUAAGAUUCUAAUCCGAGAAUUGGAAGAGGGGAUUUAUCAAUGUCCAUCUCACCCGGUUCAGCUGCUAGUGCAGCUACCGUGGUUCUUGAUGAAGCUGUAGAACGAGUUCACCUGCCCAAGGGCGACACCGGGUCAAUUCAUAAAUUUGGCGGUACUUGUGUGGGAACUUCAGAGCGUAUUAAAAAUGUUGCCAAAAUUGUAGUAAAGAUGAAUCAGAGAGAAAGUUGGUUGUCAUCUCCGCCAUGUCAAAGGUUACUGACAUGAUGUAUGAACUCAUUCACAAAGCAGAGUUUCGCGAUGAAUCUUACAUUACUGCACUCGACGCUGUGUAUGAGAAACACAAGUCAACCGCGUGUGAUCUGCUUGAUGGGGAUGAACUUGCCAGCUUUUUAUCUCGAUUGCUUGAUGACAUUAAUAUCCUCAAAUACAUGCUCCGUGCUAUAUUUAUUGCUGGUCAUGCAACAGAAUCCUUUUCAGAUUUUGUUGCGGGGCAUGGAGAGCUAUGGUCAGCACAGAUGCUGGCUGCUGUUGUCAGGCAGCCUUCUCCAUCUGCUUCAAACCACUGCACCGCCAUAUGA
Messenger RNA from Oldenlandia corymbosa var. corymbosa, 1634 nucleotides. Lineage: Eukaryota; Viridiplantae; Streptophyta; Magnoliopsida; Gentianales; Rubiaceae. The record is from the annotation of a GenBank genome assembly.